AUGAGCUACCUCUCUGAGUGUCCCGCAGACUGUCUGCUGCUCAUAGCGGACAAGAUACCUAAAGACCGUGACCUCAGCGCCCUCGCACGGACAUGCCUGCGAAUUCAUUCCUUGCUCAAUCCCUAUCUAUACCGCCGUGCCGUCCAACCCCGAGGCCCAACACCCGCCCUCUGGUGGGCAAUCCGGAUUGGCAGCUUGAUGGCCACGCGGUACGCCCUCGAAGCCGGGGCAGACUUUGAUGCCAAGGAAGACGACUACUCAGCAGAUUGCGUGGUGAGCAGAGCAUUAGGCGCUCGACAUAGCACGAGGGGGAUAUGGGAUAGCCGAAAGUAUUUCGGGUGGACGGUUGACCCUCGAGCCGUGGACAGCUUGCUCGACGAGUACCGCUGCUUGAUCCUCCUGUUACUCGAUAGCGGUGCGAAUAUACACGGCAGGAGCAGACAGGGCUGGACACCUCUGCACAAGGCAGCGUGGUUGCCCGACGAAGAGAUGGUGCAGGUCUUGGUGGGACGGGGUGCGGAUAUCACUCUGACUUCUGAUGACGGCACUACUCCGCUCCACCUGGCUGCGUUUAGUGGCAAUGUAGAGGUGAUUAAGUUUCUCUUAGAGAAAGGAGCUGAUAUACACGCGCAGAGAAAGGAUUCAGGUACGCCACUUCAUCAGGCAGCUCGGGAGGGAUGUCUCGACGCGGCUGCUUUCCUGCUCGAAAAUGGAGCUAAAGUCGAUGCAAGAGACGGGAGCGGACAGACGCCUCUGCAUUCAGUGGUCUGGAGCGGGAUUGUGAAGCCAAUACAAAAGAUCGUCCAGCUUUUACUAGAUAAGGGUGCCGAUAUUGAGGCUGUUGAUGGAAAGGCGAUGACUCCUCUGCAGAAAGCCGUUGCGUUUGGAUAUUCAGAGGAAGUCAUCGACUGUUUGUUGGCAAACGGCGCGAAUGUGAAGGUGAUAGAUCGAGAUGGGCGUGAUCUACUCCAGCUGGGGUGGAAGCAUCAUCAUUACAAGUUCGCGCGGCGUUUUGCACGACGGUCCGCAAGAAUUAAAAAGCGGACAUCGCAAUAG
This is a messenger RNA of Penicillium macrosclerotiorum, 1056 nucleotides long. RefSeq names its product ankyrin repeat domain-containing protein. The record is from RefSeq and is a predicted model, not a curated record. Bases 1 to 1056 code for a protein of 351 amino acids. The transcript has a single exon. Lineage: Eukaryota; Fungi; Ascomycota; Eurotiomycetes; Eurotiales; Aspergillaceae. Gene Ontology annotation, molecular function: protein binding.